AUGGGUAUGUCGGGUGGUCUAAUUACAUUUUGGAAGGUUGGUGGAGUGAAAGUUCUUAGUAGUUUUAAGGGUGAAGGGUAUUUGGGCAUUAAAGUAGUUUGGAAGGGGGAUUUGUAUUACUUGGUCAACAUAUACUCCUUGUGUGAUUUUGUCAAGAAAAAGAGGAUGUGGGAGAUUUUGUUGGAUUUGAAAGAAAAACUAAAUGAUGGAGAGUGGAUUAUGGGAGGGGAUUUCAAUGUUAUUAAGAAUAGGAGGGAGAGGAAGGGAAGGUCGACGAUUGUUCAUUAUAAGGAUUUGGAUUCUUUCUCGGAAUUUAUUCAAAAAAGUGCUUCGGUGGAUAUCCCGUGCAAAGGAAAGAUGUUCUCUUGGUAUAGUGGUGAUGAGAAGUCUAUGAGUAGAAUUGAUCGUUUCCUUGUAUUCGAUAAUGUGGUUAGUAGAUGGGGUGUUGUAGGUCAAUUGAUUGAAGAUAGAGAUAUUUCGGAUCAUAGCCCGGUGUGGAUUGUGUCGGAUGUUACUAAUUGGGGCCCUAAACCUUUUAAAUUCAACAACGAAUGGUUUUCCCUUGAAUCUUUUAUGCCUUUUGGGGAAAAUGAAUGGAAGAAGAUAAAAUUAGAAGGGAGAGGAGAUUUUGUUCUAAAAGAAAAGCUUAGGCUCUUUAAGGAUAAAUUAAGGAGGUGGAAUAAGGAGGUUUUUGGGAGGAUUGAUUUGGAGGUGGAAGAGGGGGUGAGAGACCUAAACUUGGCCGACGCUCAUUUAGAGAUGGAGGAUGGAAUUUUGUUUUCGGACACUUUGGAGAGGAGGAAAGAGGCAUCUAGUCACAUAUGGAGGAAUAUGAGGUUAAAAGAGAACAUGCUCCUUCAAAAAUCUAGAUUAAAGUGGAUAAAAGAGGGAGAUGAUAAUAGUAGUUUUUUUUCACAAGGUGUUAAAAAGAAAAAGUAG
This is a messenger RNA of Vicia villosa (hairy vetch), 939 nucleotides long. RefSeq lists its product as uncharacterized. The record is from RefSeq and is a predicted model, not a curated record. The transcript has a single exon. NCBI's taxonomy places the organism in Eukaryota, Viridiplantae, Streptophyta, Magnoliopsida, Fabales, Fabaceae. The coding region runs from base 1 to 939 and encodes 312 amino acids.